Mytilus californianus (California mussel) is the source of this 806-nucleotide messenger RNA. RefSeq names its product 39S ribosomal protein L16, mitochondrial-like. The record is from RefSeq and is a predicted model, not a curated record. NCBI's taxonomy places the organism in Eukaryota, Metazoa, Mollusca, Bivalvia, Mytilida, Mytilidae. Gene Ontology annotation, molecular function: structural constituent of ribosome; rRNA binding. The coding region runs from base 48 to 791 and encodes 247 amino acids. Gene Ontology annotation, cellular component: ribosome; mitochondrial large ribosomal subunit. The transcript is spliced from 4 exons. Gene Ontology annotation, biological process: mitochondrial translation.
AUUUUCAUUACUGAAAAUCAAGAGAAUAAUCUGCACUGAAGACAAAAAUGAACUGUCUUGUAAAAAACCUUUGCAGAAAACAUUUACUUUUGUUAACAAAAUGGUCAGAAGUAACUCAGGUUGCCACAUACAUGAAGCUGAAAAUGCCAGAAAAGGAGGAAGAUUUAGAACUACCUGUAAAUAAACUGAGGAGUAAGCUGUCACAGUUUGACAAAGUACCACAGAACCCCAUUCCUUCUGCUAAGCCUCCAACCAUGUCUAAAAUGUUGGACCAUAUGAGAGGUCCAGAGAUGGUCCAUAACAAACUUAUCUAUGGACAAUUUGGAAUACAGGCUUUGCAAGGAGGUCGUCUUAGAUUUGAACAUUAUAAUUUAAUUCGUUUUGCUAUAAAUAAGCAUAUACAGGAAGGUAAAACAUUUGGUGUAUGGAGAGUAUCUCAACCGUGGCAAGCUGUAUCUAAAAAAGGUGCAGGGAAACAGAUGGGCCAGGGCAAAUCUGACAUUGACCAUUAUGUUUAUCCACUUAAAGCAGGCCAUAUCAUAUUUGAAAUUGGAGGCAGAAUUGAAUUUCUUGAUCUGCAAAAAACAUUAAAAGUUGUGGAACAGAAAAUGCCUUUUAAGGCACGUAUAGUUACACCACAGAUACUUGAAGAUGAUGUCAAACAAGAAGCAAUCCUGAAGGAAAGGAACAUAAAUCCAUUCACUUAUGAACAUUGUUUGAAAAAUAAUUAUAAUGGAGUGAAAAUCUACCAUAGUCCUUAUGAUUUGUAUUAUCUAAAUAAAGAUAAAUAAAAUAGUAUUACUGGG